Molecule: messenger RNA, 690 nt
Organism: Naumovozyma castellii
Lineage: Eukaryota; Fungi; Ascomycota; Saccharomycetes; Saccharomycetales; Saccharomycetaceae
Gene: UTR4
Product: putative acireductone synthase UTR4
Exons: 1
Coding region: 1-690 (229 amino acids)
Source: RefSeq, a predicted model, not a curated record
AUGAACUAUUCUGCCUAUCUAUUAGACAUCGAGGGAACCGUUUGUCCCAUCUCCUUUGUCCAAGACGUCCUCUUUCCAUAUUUCACCGCGCAAGUUCCACAUCUACAUGAGUCUAUCAAUCCAAACAUCAUAGACAUACUUUCCAAGUUCGAAAUCGAAGAUAACAACGAGCUAACUAGACACAUUUUAGAUCUAGUGAGUCGUGACGUUAAGGAUCCUCUCUUGAAGCAACUACAGGGAUAUGUGUGGGCUCAAGGAUAUGAGACUGGUGAAAUUAAAGCACCUGUCUAUCCUGAUGCCGUUGAUUUGAUUAAACGUCACGAAGGUAGGGUUUACAUUUAUUCCAGUGGAUCUGUGAAGGCACAGAAGCUUUUGUUUGGUCAUGUUCAAGGUCCAGAUGGUGAAACUAUGGAUUUAUUGCCUUACAUUUACGGAUAUUUUGAUAUAAAUACAUCUGGUAAAAAGACAGAUGCUCAAUCAUAUAUUAAUAUAUUGAGAGACAUCAAAAUUGUAGGAAAAUUUGAUAGUGACCAGCUAGCAGGAAAUAUUUUAUUUUUGAGUGAUAAUCCAUUGGAAUUGGAUGCCGCUAAGGAAGCCGGAUUCUCAACAGGGUUAGCUAUCAGGCCAGGUAAUGGACCUGUACUGGACGUCUCUAAAUAUUCACAGUAUACAGAUUAUUCGGAAUUAUAG